This is a messenger RNA of Cydia splendana, 1707 nucleotides long. Its product is annotated as lysosome-associated membrane glycoprotein 1-like. The coding region runs from base 156 to 1121 and encodes 321 amino acids. The record is from RefSeq and is a predicted model, not a curated record. The transcript has 6 exons. Gene Ontology annotation, cellular component: late endosome membrane; lysosomal membrane; plasma membrane. Lineage: Eukaryota; Metazoa; Arthropoda; Insecta; Lepidoptera; Tortricidae. Gene Ontology annotation, biological process: establishment of protein localization to organelle.
GUACGCUGGCAACAUCGCUCAGCUGUCCAGCGAGCGCAGAGUGACUGACGUUAAUUUCACUACCGGAUUAUCACGAUUCCUUUUGACUCGCAGUUCCUAUUAUUGCUUGUUAAACGCAAUUUCAAUCUGUAGUUGUCGCGACGCAAUUCGUAAAUAUGGCAUUAUUUAAAUUUUACUUUUUGUCUGCUUUGAUUUGUGGCGCCCUCGUUCUUGGCAACGCUGCGGGGGUAUCGAAACCACCACCAACAGAAGUCAUUGACCUCACUUCAACAACCGUUGAACCAACAACCCCAGAUACAACCCCCGAUACAACAACAUCAACAACCACAACAAGUACAACCCCAUCAACAACAACAUCUACAACACCUGACACUACAACCAGCACAACAACUACGACCACUACUACGCCAGCGCCACCGAAGCCGACGCCUACACCGGCACCAGUGCCACCCAAGCCCAUCGGACCUCCAGACCAGGGCCUGUGGCCGUACGUUGACAGCAAGAAUGUGACGUGUGUCAUCGUGCAGUUUGCUGCGCAGUUGAACGUCACCUAUGGCAAGCCUAACUCGUCUGAGCUGAUCCACGUGAUCCUCAACGUGCCCGCCAACGCAUCCGUCAUCUCCGGCAACUGCGACGGCCUUGAACAGUGGCUCACCAUUGGCUGGCCAGCGACCAAUGAGACCAACCACACCUUGACUGUAUUGUUCGCUAAGAAUGACACUACAAAGUCUUAUGAGAUGAAGAGCUUGAAUGCUUCGCUUGUGGCGUCCAUCUUCCCUAACAUUACUAACGUGGACACCAUCAACCUAUCCCACCAGACACCGGAAUGGCAGACACCCCUCGCCGCGUCCUACCGCUGCACGCCGCCAACAGAACUCAAGAUGAACGCGGACAACAACAACAUUGCUGCCACUUUAACACUUAGCCGAUUGCAAGAGGAGGCUUUCAGGAACGCUUCUGGCAACGGGUUCAGUGCUGCUCGCGACUGCUCCAGUGGCGACAUACCCGACGCCGUCCCCAUCGCGGUGGGCUGCGCGCUCGGCGGCAUGGUGGUGGUCGUGCUGAUCGCUUACCUCGUGGCCCGCCGCCGCUCCGCCAACCGCGGAUACCUGUCCAUGUGAACAGAUGAUGUAUCGGAGUAAAUAGAAAGUAGUCAAUAUAUAAAUAGUUACAGGUAAACAAUCACCGCAUUUACCUGCCCCUAAAGACAUUUCGUGGUUUAAUCUCAUAACAAUAUAUACCUACCCAUUGUCAUCAUUAAUUUAGGAAAAUAAUUCGAUAUUGCUCAACGAUUUUUUUUAUGCUGGCAACAUCCGGUAAUGAUUUUUUAAAUUGUGUUUUUUUAAGAAUGCCAGUAACUCGCUUGUCAGGUAUAAGCUUGGGUUGAUAGUACUAUCUCCAUAUAUCUGUCUCUUUCGCACUUACACGUGUUGAAAAGAUGGAAUACGAAAAAAUAAUAAUCCAGCCAAGUUAAAUUGAAAUAUGAUAUAUAAAAAUUAUUUGAUUGUAUUUGUGUUUUGUGGGUGUCUUUUUGUUUUCGUAGUUUUGGCCAUAAUAAUAGAGUUAUAGUAAUUUUAUAUUAAAUCAUUUAAUUUCUAUAUUUUAGAAAUGCUAACUGAAUUUUAAUUUCGGAUUGGACUGUGAACAAUUAAAAGAGUUAGAAAUAUUACAUAUAUGUAUACAUUAUGUGAUGUUAUUUAGUAGUAG